CCCUGCCUUUCAUUACCGCUGACGUCCAUCUCCCUCCCUCUUUCUCUCACACUGGGUUUUUCGGGAGGCGAAGGGGGGGUUCCGUUUUCUAUGGUCUUCGCUCAAAAACACAUAUUUCCGGGGAUACAUAUCUGCGUGUUCAGCUGCUCAACCGCGCGACUUUGAAUUCACCGCUGAAGCAGUUGGAGCCAAACCGAAUGAGAGGUGCUAAGGGCGGACUGAGCUGAGAAGAAGAGCCAGAGACUGACUGGAAGGCUUCACAUCCGCCGCUUUCUUUCAGGUCAACCGCAAUCGGUUUCCCCAGGCUCCGUACAUCUCCUGCUUCUCGAAAUGUGUUCUCAGACGGUUCCUGCUUCUGUUUCCGUGACUAUUCCUCCAUGGGAGCCGCCGUUUUGACGUUUGUCACCCUGAAAAAUAUUCACUAGCCAACAGGAAAACAGAAACUCCCCCUUUUUUUCUCAACUCAACCCGCGGUGGUCGCACAGAGCCCACUGUUGUUUCUCUUCUUUUUUUAAAACCCUCAUCAGUUGCAUCGAUGGUCGAGUUUUAUUCGCCUUUCACAACAACACCGAUGCAGCUGGAAGUAAACCGAUUACCACCGGGAUUCUUUUAUUAACGAGCCAGCCAGUGUCCACCGAAAUGGUCCGAUAACGCCUGGGAAGGUUGGGGGAAAGUGUGAAGCUAAGAAGGGGUUCAGUCUGGGCUGUGAUUUCUUCAGAUGAGGCUAGCUUGGUACCAACCACAACACACAGUCAUGAGGUGGAUGUAGAUUUUUUGUACGCAUCAAUUAAAGCUGGAUCACUGUCUUGGUGAUCUGUGCUGCCUUCACGGACUAUGACAAUGAGGAUUGUAUGAGGCUGUUUUCUUCUGGAGUGACUGACAACCAGGAUAAUCUGAGGUGUGUUUUUAACCCAGUGUGAACACAAUCCUACAGCCCACUUAUUUAUUUUCUCUUGGACGAAGAGGCGCACUCAGGGACGAACAUGUCUUUACGCACGGCACUGCCUGGGAAAGAUCGGAACCCGGACCAUCAUACCUCCCUGUCGGCCAGCCGCUCAGAGAAGGGUACCGGCUGGUCGAGCCGCUCACUUGGUGCUCGAUGUCGUAACUCCAUCGCCUUGUGCUCAGAUGAGCAGCCGCACAUCGGAAACUACCGGCUGCUCAAAACCAUCGGCAAGGGCAACUUCGCCAAGGUCAAGCUGGCACGACACAUCCUGACCGGCAGAGAGGUUGCAAUAAAGAUCAUCGAUAAAACCCAACUUAACCCAACCAGCCUGCAGAAGCUGUUUCGAGAGGUACGCAUCAUGAAAACUCUGAACCAUCCCAACAUAGUGAAGUUGUUUGAGGUGAUUGAGACUGAGAAGACUCUUUACCUGAUUAUGGAGUACGCUAGCGGAGGCGAAGUGUUCGACUACCUCGUGGCUCACGGCAGAAUGAAGGAGAAGGAGGCCAGAGCCAAGUUCAGACAGAUUGUGUCUGCGGUGCACUACUGUCAUCGGAAGAACAUUGUUCACAGAGACUUGAAGGCGGAGAACUUGCUACUAGACGCCGACUCCAACAUCAAAAUAGCCGACUUUGGCUUCAGUAAUGAGUUCACUGCGGGCAGUAAACUGGACACCUUCUGCGGCUCCCCGCCUUACGCUGCCCCGGAGCUCUUCCAGGGGAAGAAGUACGACGGUCCAGAGGUGGACAUCUGGAGCCUGGGGGUCAUCCUAUACACACUGGUCAGCGGGUCCUUGCCGUUUGACGGACAGAACCUCAAGGAACUGCGGGAGCGUGUUUUGAGGGGGAAAUAUCGCGUGCCCUUCUACAUGUCUACAGACUGCGAGGGAAUCCUGCGCCGCUUCCUGGUCCUCAACCCUUCCAAACGCUGCUCGCUGGAUCAAAUAAUGAAAGACAAGUGGAUUAAUAUCGGCUUUGAAGGCGAGGAUCUAGUGCCCCACACAGAGCCUGAGGAGGACCUGAACAACACCAGCCGCAUCGAUGUGAUGGUAGGGAUGGGCUUCGCCAGAGAGGAGAUCAGAGACUCGCUGUCUACUCAGAAAUACAAUGAGGUCACGGCCACAUACCUGCUGCUGGGACGCAAGAACGACACGGAUGUCAGUGAGUCUCGCACGGCCAGCAGUCUGAGUCUAGCUCGAGUCCGACCCAGCACCAUCACCAACGGUACCAGCAAACACACCACCUCCUCCUCUGCUGCACCAUCCUCUUCCUCCUCUGCCCACAAGCCUCAGCGCAGCGCCUCCACCUACCACCGCCAGAGACGGCACUCUGACUUCUGUGGUCCAGCAGUUCCAGUGUCGACGCACCCCAAGCGGAGUCCUAGUGGUGUAGGCGAAGUGGCGGGGCUUAAGGAGGAGCGUCUGUCAAGCCGCAAGCCAAGCACGAGCACCAUUGGCUCUCGGAGCAUCCCGACCCCCUCCAGCCCCAUGGUCAGCUCGGCUCAUAACCCCAACAAAGCCGAGAUACCCGACCGGCGCAAGGAAGUCACCACAACCCCAAACAACAUUCCUGCCAGUGCCAUGACUCGAAGGAACACUUAUGUGUGUACAGACCGAUCCAGCACCGACAGGAACACACUGUUGCAAAAUGGCAAGGAAAACAGCUCCAUAUCCCACCGCCUGCCCCCCUCCUCCCCCUCCACCCACAGCAUCGCCGGGGCCUCCGGGGUCUCGUCCUCCACGCCCUCCUCCCGCCUCUCCAGGGGCUCCACGGUGAGGAGCACUUUCCACGGGGGGCAGAUCAGAGACCGCCGCCCUCCCUCCCAUGCUCCCCCUGCUUCCCCAAUGCCAUCCCAUGAUGCCAGCCCCCUGCCCCACACCAGGACCCGGACCACCUCCACCCUGCUCAGCAAACUCACCUCCAAGCUGACCCGCAGGGUCACUAUUGACCCUUCUAAACGUCAGAGCUCAAACAAGUCCAUGUCGGGCUGCACCCUCCCACAGGGGACAAAAACAGUUAACGAACCUGAGAGAAUCAGCAGAUCUCCGGUCACAAGUCGCCAUCUAUCUGGGCAUCAGAAGGCGGCAGAGCCCCGGACCCCCCGAAGCGGAUGGGAUGUGAGGGUGCGGAGCCCUCGGGACCCGGCCGAGGUGGUGCUGGCGCUGCGUGAGGCGGCACAGGGCUGCGGCUGCCAGGUGCACCUGGCAGGGCCCUUCCUGCUGUCCUGCACCCACGGAGCAGCCGGCGCCCGCGUGGCCUUCGAGGCCGAGGUCUGCCAGCUGCCCAGCGGGCUGGGCCAGAGCAGCGGGGUGAGGUUCAAGCGCCUGUGGGGGGCGCCGCUAGCCUUCAGAGACAUCGCCACCAAAGUGUCCAAAGAGCUGGAGCUCUGAGGGCGGCUGGAGGCGGGGCGGACCAAUCACAGACUGGACAGCUUGAUACAAGAGGAGGGAUGAAGAGGAAGGUCGCCUCCUCCUCUUCAUCCCUGGGCUCUGCCUCAUCUGAUGCAGCUAGAGAUGCCUCGCCUCCGCCAAAGACCCUCUUCCUCUGAUGCCACCAAUCACAGCCAGACCAACGGAUGCACGGACAGACCGCCAUCGGCAGACUUAUGGUGACCUUUGACAUUGGAGCUGUCAGUGACCUAUGACCCCUGCUUGAAACACACCUCCAUAUUAUGUGAGCCCAUGGAGUCUUUUUAUUUUUUAUCACAACUUCAUGUUUGAUGUAAGGAUGUUGCUGAGAAUGAUGGAGACUGAUUAUUGUUGACAUGUUAUUCCUAUUGUACCAUAUUUGUUGUCAUCAUUCCUUUUUAAAGAGCUGCUAUUUAAAGAGAUGUUUUAAUGUUUGUGUUUUAAGUUUAUCUUCCCUCUCUAAUGCUUUUUUUAAAUGGGCAGAAGUUAGACAUCUGUUGUCGGGAGCAGACGUGACAUUUCAGAAGUGAGGCCGCAGUCCCACCACCGGCCUCUAGAGGGAGACAUGCAGAAAUGCAGAGACUUGUGACGGAUUGAAUGAAGCGUCACAGCCUGUCUGCCCAUACUUUACUCCCAGUUAGUGCUCAGUUGGGAUUUGGAUGUUAGUUCCCCCCCUCUCUGGUCCAGUGCUGCCUCUCUGCCUGCCCCACUCUGAUGGAGCUGCUGACAGAGGAGCCGAGCAGGACCCCUCUGAAGUGUUGUUCUUGAUAAACUGAUCACUAUGCUCUGCCAUUUACAUAUAUUUUACUUUGCCCAAUGUUUUGUCCCAUGCUACCUUUAUUAACAAGCAAAACUCCUCUAGAAAAAUGUAAAAUGACACAACAUGUUUUUGGUUUAAAGUGCAAUGUGUGAUUGGUGUUCUUAUUACACAAGUAGGCACUGUUAUUGUUCUUAUUUGACCUACACAGGGGAAACCGAUAGUCACUUACAUUAUUUUCCACUCAGCAGGUUUAGUCAAUUUAGUUUAGAUAGGCAGGUUUUGAUCAGCCAAUCAGAAAGCAUUAUUCUGAGCCCAAUAUGUGCUAAUUUAAAGGUUAUUUAAAUGAAAUGCAGUCAUUUUUAAAUGUAACUAAUUAAUUGUCUACCCAUUAAAAAAAUUUUAAAAGAAAUUCCAUGCACAUAUCCUAAUGCUUUCACUGAGUGCCAAGACAACUAAUAAUAAUAAUUGUGAGCCACAAAUGGUUAAAACAUUUAUUAAUUACUGGUCAAAUAGCAUGGCUUUUUUCUUGACUGGUUCCAGUUUUUAUCUGUUGAGAUAGAACUGUUACAAAAAAAUCACUUUAAUUUUAAACAAAUCAUUCAGAAAGCCACCGCCAUAUCUUUCCUCAAAUGUAGUGCAAUACAGCCACACACCUGAGAACCCAUGGAAUAAGCCUCCACUCAACAGGGCUCCUUGUUUAAAAACUUGUUUUAUAUUGCUGAUAUGUUGUUCAAAUUCAUUGAGCACUUUUUUUUUGCCAGGAAUGCAUUGUACUGCAAUGUCUGUUUUUAUUCAUUUCACAUCGUCUCACACAUAUAAUGCCCAUGAUUGACAUUCUGAAUGUCUUUCUUCCUUGAUGCACGUUUUGGCAUCUCACUUCUCCCAGUGGAUCAGCUGCAGGGACAGCUUCAGGAUUCAGUGAUGUGACAAAGUCAGAUAAUGAAACUGAGGUAAAGAUAAAUCACUAUGGCCAUACAAAAAUUGUUUAGUUCUUAACCUCAGCCACGCUACAAACUAUAAACCUUCGUCGACCAAUCAGGCUGCAGCACUGAGAUCAAAUUCCAGUAUGACUGUACGAGAUGUUUGACUGUUAAUCAAUCAGUUUCCUGCCGAAAAUAAAUGAAAAGCAUGCAACGUGAUGAAGGUUUAAGAUAAGACCUUUGAAAAAUAAGAUGUUCUUUUAUAAAAACACUUUGCUACCAAGAUUCAACAAAAAUACACAGAGUGCUUCAUUGAUCAUACUCUCACACUGACGACUCCAAAACCCAAAGGUUGUUGUACUUGUAUUGUUGUUCUACAAUGCCAAGCAAUGGUAACUUGUACUUUUAAAGUAUGCAGCACCUAACAAAACACUGAUCAGUGACAGGAAGAGCUGGAGGAACAGCAGUUUGGAUCUUUACGGCUGUGAGGUCUACAGGAAUGUCAAAUGGGAGGUUGUAGCUGCAGCAGGUAUCCAUGACUGUCUGAAAAUGUGAAGCUGUGAUUUAGGGCUAGAUAUUUUAUUUUUCUUCUUUCUGGUCCAACUGGGCUUCACUCUGAACCUGUUCUGUAGAUGCAGUUAGAGCCGUGCUUUAAGGCUAGAGUUCUGUUGUAUAGUGUGUUUGAAGCCGUGCUGUUAUCAAGAAAACUUAACUAAUGGGCUGAAAUAUGGAAAGGAUCGACCUGCAAUCCUGCAUGUCUCCUAGGAAAUAAUGUGUGACACAAAAAUAAAGACUUUCAACCUC
Messenger RNA from Trematomus bernacchii (emerald rockcod), 5834 nucleotides. RefSeq names its product microtubule affinity regulating kinase 4 (gene mark4). Lineage: Eukaryota; Metazoa; Chordata; Actinopteri; Perciformes; Nototheniidae. Gene Ontology annotation, cellular component: cytoplasm. Gene Ontology annotation, molecular function: tau-protein kinase activity; ATP binding; protein binding. Bases 984 to 3332 code for a protein of 782 amino acids. The transcript is spliced from 18 exons. Gene Ontology annotation, biological process: protein phosphorylation; microtubule cytoskeleton organization; intracellular signal transduction. The record is from RefSeq and is a predicted model, not a curated record.